This is a messenger RNA of Solanum stenotomum, 504 nucleotides long. RefSeq lists its product as uncharacterized. The record is from RefSeq and is a predicted model, not a curated record. The coding region runs from base 1 to 504 and encodes 167 amino acids. The transcript has a single exon. NCBI's taxonomy places the organism in Eukaryota, Viridiplantae, Streptophyta, Magnoliopsida, Solanales, Solanaceae.
AUGGGAGAUACCAUCAGUGUUGAUGUUGUUGUUACUCUAUCCACAGUUGAAACUCUUGAGCAGAUUGAACGAAAGCGCAAUUAUCCACUCUACAUUCACAACUCAAACACUCCUGGUAGUGUUCUCACCACAGUACAACUCACAGGGACGGAGAACUAUGCUUUAUGGAGCAGAUCCAUGAUGAUUAAUCUUCGAACCAAAAGUAAGCUAGGGUUCGUGUUGGGGACAUGCAAGAGGGAGGAUUAUGAUGGUGAAUUGGAAGAGCAGUGGGAGAAGUGUAAUGCUUUUGUGCUCGCAUGGAUCAUGAACACUGUGUCGAAGGAAUUACUAAGUGGCAUUGUGCAUGCUACAGAUGCGGCCAUGGUUUGGGCAGAUCUGAAGGAGAGAUUUGACAAAGUUGAUGGAUCAAGGGAAUAUCAAUUACACAGGGAGAUCUGCACAAUUUAUCAAGGUAACUUGACAGUUUCUGCCUAUUUUUCUAAGUUGAGGCUAUUAUGGGAUUAG